Molecule: messenger RNA, 882 nt
Organism: Epithele typhae
Lineage: Eukaryota; Fungi; Basidiomycota; Agaricomycetes; Polyporales; Epitheliaceae
Product: Aldo/keto reductase
Exons: 5
Coding region: 1-882 (293 amino acids)
Molecular function (GO): oxidoreductase activity
Source: RefSeq, a predicted model, not a curated record
AUGCCCGCAUCCAAGAGCGUGAAGUUGAGCACGGGGGCUGAGAUGCCCACUCUAGGAUUGGGUACGUGGAGGUCAAAGCCAGGCGAGGUCGAGAGGGCAGUGGAGCACGCGCUCAAGAGGGGGUACCGCCAUAUCGACACUGCGACUGGAUACGCGAAUGAGAAGGAGGUCGGGCUCGGCAUUAAGGCUUCGGGGGUCCCGCGCGAAGAGAUCUUCCUCACCACGAAGCUGAAUAACCCGGACCACACCCGCGUCGCGGCCGCGCUCCAGUACUCGCUCGCCCAGCUCGACACCCCGUACCUCGACCUCUGGCUCAUGCACUGGCCGGCGCCGAUGAAGGACGGCGGCCCGGACCGCUCGCGCGACUGGCGCGACACCUGGCGCGACAUGGAGGCUGCGUUCAAGGCGAACGAGGGGAAGGUGAAGGCGAUUGGGGUGUCGAACUUUUCGGUGCAGUACCUGCGGGAGCUCCUCAAGUUCGCGACCGUCGUCCCGGCGGUGAACCAGAUCGAGGCCCACCCGUCGUGCAUGCAGGAAGAUAUCGUGGAGGAGUGCCGGAAGCAUGGGAUUGUGGUCACUGCGUACUCGCCGCUUGGGUCGGAUGGUGCGCCGCUGCGAGAGGAUCCGGUCGUGCAGAAGCUGGCCGCACAGUACGGGGUUGCGGAGUCGAACAUCCUCGUUUCACUUCAAGCGAACCGUCCAGGUGUCGUCGUCAUCCCCAAGUCGGUGACUCUGAGCCGCAUCGACGAGAACAUGAAGAUUGUGGACUUGUCUGAGGAGGAUGUGAAGGAGCUGACGGCCAUCGAGAAGGAGAAGCACCUCCGCGUAUGCAAGCCUUACUGGACGGGUUGGGGUAACAUUGGUUUCCCGGACCUUGAGUAA